AUGGCUAGCAAUAGGGGCACACUAGAGAAACGUACGGAUCACUGUCUCUCACUGCGCCACCACGAGCAGCUGACAGAUGCAUGCAGGAUUAACAGGCUUUUGGCUAGAGAUUUACUACACCCGUCCUUGGACGAGGAAAAGAGAAAACAUAAAAAGAAACAGCUAGUUCAAAGCCCACAUUCCUAUUUUAUGGAUGUAAAAUGUCCACGUUGUUACAAGAUCACCGCGGUGUUCAGCCAUGCUCAGAUGGUGGUUACUUGGGUAGGCUGUUCAACAGUGUUGUGCCAGCCAACAGGAGGAAAGGUCAGACUCACAGAGGGGUGUUCUUCAUUGAGAAGAAAGCAACACUAA
Molecule: messenger RNA, 351 nt
Organism: Neomonachus schauinslandi (Hawaiian monk seal)
Lineage: Eukaryota; Metazoa; Chordata; Mammalia; Carnivora; Phocidae
Product: 40S ribosomal protein S27-like
Exons: 2
Coding region: 1-351 (116 amino acids)
Biological process (GO): ribosomal small subunit assembly; translation
Cellular component (GO): cytosolic small ribosomal subunit; ribosome
Molecular function (GO): structural constituent of ribosome; RNA binding
Source: RefSeq, a predicted model, not a curated record